AUGUCCUGUGCUGGCUGCUCUUCCAGUCCUCGCUCAACCCCUCCCUUCACCUAUUAUUUCUUCUCCUCUCAUCCCCGCUUCUUCUUCCCCUCCCUCUGUCCUCCCGCUCCCCUCCCCUCUUCCCCCCUCUCCUCGGCCCCACAUCACGUCGCUGCCGAAGCUCCACUCACAGCCAACACCCUCGGAAGCAUCAGGGUCAGACCCAGCCACUCCGCCUGUCGAUUGGCCUUCAGAGCCUGCUGCUCCGCCUUCGCUCCCUCUGGCCCCACCGCUCCCUCCACCCCCUCCGCCCCCUCCACUCCCUCCGCUCCCAUUCCCUUUCCCUGCGCCGCUCCCCGUCCCACCCCCCCUCGCCUGCGCCGCUCCCCGUCCCACCCCCCUUGCCUCCGUCACUCCCCGUCCCACCCCCCUUGCCUGCACCACUCCCCGUCCCACCCCCCUUGCCUGCACCACUCCCCGUCCCACCCCCCUUGCCUGCACCACUCCCCGUCCCACCCCCCUUGCCUGCACCACUCCCCGUCCCACCCCCCUUGCCUGCGCCACUCCCCGUCUCAUCCCCCUUGCCUACGCCACUCCCCGUCCCACCGCCCUUGCCUGCGCCACUCCCCGUCCCACCCCCCUUGCCUGCCCCACUCCCCGUCCCACCCCCCUUGCCUGCGCCACUCCCCGUCCCAUUCCCCUUGCCUGCACCGCUCCCCUUACCGUUCCCCCCACCCGUUCCUAUCCCUUUCCCCCCGCCCGUCCCCGUCCCCUUUCCCGCGCCCGUCCCAGUUCCUUUCCCCCCACCCGUUCCCGUCCCUUUCCCCGCGCCCGUCCCUGUUCCUUUCCCCGCGCCCGUCCCCGUUCCUUUCCUCGCGCCCGUCCCUGUUCCUUUCCCCGCACCCGCCCCCGUCCCUUUCCCCACUCCCGCCCUGGUUCCGUUUCCCGCGCCUGUUCCCUUUCCCUUUCCUGUGCCUUUCCCCGCUCCUUUUCCCGCGCCCGUCCCCGUACCUUUCCCCGCGCCCGUCCCCGUACCUUUUCCCGCGCCCGUCCCCGUACCUUUCCCCGCGCCCGCUCCCGUUCCUUUCCCUGUGCCUGUCCCCGUACCUUUCCCCGAGCCCGUCCUGGUUCCAUUCCCCGCGCUCGCUCCCUUUCCCGUGCCUUUCCUGUCAGUAG
Molecule: messenger RNA, 1155 nt
Organism: Closterium sp. Naga37s-1
Lineage: Eukaryota; Viridiplantae; Streptophyta; Zygnematophyceae; Desmidiales; Closteriaceae
Source: the annotation of a GenBank genome assembly